GUUAUUUAAACAUGGUUUUCCAAAAUAUUUUAAUGUGCCCUUCAAAUAAAUACAUGCAUACAUAAAUUUGUUAUAUCAGUACACUUAAUUUACACAUACAUACUGAAAUUUGUUUGUUAUGUCAAUACACUUAAUGUUUUUUUAUUGCAGGGACUGUUGAAUGAAAAGGCGAGUUCUGGCAAGUAUGUACUGGUAUACAGGUAGCUCUCGUUAUGCUAGUGUUUAUUUUCAGCUUUUAUAUUUAAUAUGCUUUAAUAUAUAUUUAAGUUGCUGAAUGAGUAUUGAGUAUGAGUGUUGUUGAAUCAGCAUUAGUACAGAUGUUUUAAAAGUAAAACCACAUCUACAUUUAAAUACAUGGAAACAAUUAUAUAAUGCAUUAUACAUGCUUAAACAAUAAAGAACUCUGAGUGAAAGUGGGCUAUUCAUUUAAUGUGCAGGGCUGGCCUUCACCUGAGGGUGUGUCUACUGACAGUUCGUGUGAAGUCGUAGUUUCAACGAGGAACUGCUAGCCAGUACAAGACUGGUCUGUUGAUUGUUCUGAUUUCAGCCUUGGAUUAUGCCAUACCAUGGAAGCAUCAAUCCCUUCGCUUCUGCUGGUUCUGUGGCUCAAGGGUUUGCUGAACUGGCUGGUGGUUGUGGUGCAGCGACACUACAUGAUCAGGAGCUUCUCAGGAUUCUUUUGCAUUUCUUUGGCACUGAUUGAUAGUCUCUUGAGUUUUGUCCUCACGGCUAUUUUCUAUCUGCAAGACUUCAGCAUCUCAGGCUGGCACUUCACCAGGUAUCACGUAUGCCUGCUGAUUCAGAUUGCUUGUUUUAUCUACGCCGUGCUCCACUGGCCAGUGUUCCUCCUUGUAGGACUAGACAACUUGUGGACACUAUCAUCAAGCUCAACACACACAUCCCGGAAACAAAAGCUUACCUACAUUGCUGGAGUUGGUCUCCUUUGGAUUCUAGCAGCUUUAUAUGUUUUCUGGGAGCCUGAUUUUGUUCGGUUGUUAGGAGAUGAUGAGAUGCACCAGUGUGAGCUGUUUAGUAGCCCUCAGAGCUCUCAGGUUCUCGUAGCGUUGCUACUGACGGUUACCUGCGUCUUUCUUUACUCGUACGCUCCGUUUGAGAAAUGGAGGGUGCAGGUGUUUCUGCAUUCCACUCAGCAAAGCUGCUUGGUUUGUUUAAGGCGGGCAAUGCAUACGUUCCUCAGCACAUGGGCCUCGUUUCUCGUUCUGAUGAUCAUCUCGCCGCUGCUGCAGAUAGACCUGCACGCGCACCUGCAGCUCAAUGUCAUCUGGUUGUGUUUCGUCAACAGCUUUUUCGUCGCUUUGGCUCUGUGCGGUCGCUCUAUAACAUCGACUUCCAAGAAAAGCGGCACCAUUACAGAUGGUUUUUGUUCCUGGUACUUUUGUUUUACAUUUGGAGCUAACGAGUGGAAUUAUGAACAACAAUCCAGUGACCGCACUAAGUUAAAACACUAAAUAUCUGACCAUGUUUACUCCGGAGAAGGCGUUUUUCUUUGCUUUCUUGUUUGCAUUAAAAAAGAGAGAGAGAGAGAAAAAUACAAACAGGUCUAUUUUUUUUCCAGUCUCUUUAUUAUAAGAAAAAUUAAUAUUGGAUCAGCACCUUUUAGAAUAAUAGGCUACUGAUGUAAAAAUGAUGUGAUUUCAAGAUCUCAAAACUACAAGUGUUUUUCCGUCUAUGUGCAAAUAAACUAGACACAUGAAAGGUACAAGGAAGAGAGACAAAAAUAAGGAAGUAUAUUUACAUUUGAACUAGUAGUCUAACCGGUUUAUUCACAAUAUUUACAUAAGACAGCAUUAGCUUAUCCAGAAAUGUAAAAUCUGUCAAUAUUUAUGUCGUUUCAACGUUGCAUGACUUUCUUCUGGUGUAUACAAAAUAAGAUUUAACCCUUUAAAGAUGUGAAAUAAUACUCAGACAAAUUGUUUUUUUAAAUAAAGAGCUAAUUGAAACUUUAGAAGAAGAAGAAAAAGGCCCAUAUAAUAUAGUGAGAAGCUCACAUCAUGGAGGCACCUAAUUUCAUUCAGAGGCCUAAACUGAGCAAAAAUGUGCAAUUUGGUGCAGAUUGUUACUUGACCAAAAAGUAAAAUGAAAUUCAGACAGCUUGCAAAGUAAAUGUUUAACGGAUUACUCACAGAAAAUGCAUAUAAAUGUCAUCAAAUGUCAUCUGCAACUGCAAUAAUAGGCCUCAGUAAGAUGUUUUCAUAUUUGAAAUGUACAAAUAAACAUUCCUCAGAAAGCA
This is a messenger RNA of Onychostoma macrolepis, 2251 nucleotides long. RefSeq names its product G protein-coupled receptor 160 (gene gpr160). The transcript has a single exon. Lineage: Eukaryota; Metazoa; Chordata; Actinopteri; Cypriniformes; Cyprinidae. The record is from RefSeq and is a predicted model, not a curated record. Gene Ontology annotation, cellular component: signaling receptor complex; plasma membrane. Bases 567 to 1469 code for a protein of 300 amino acids.